CUGUAGAACAGGAUAAAGUGGCUAGAGAUAAUGAGAUGAGAUGAGAAGAAUGAAUUAAACCCCCAUCCCCACCCCAAUCUUGGUUGGAUAUCUUUGGGUAGUGGACCACCCAAAAUGAUCAUUAUCACUUUGGUUGGUGGUAAUGUCCUUUCGAAUUGUGAAAAAAAAAAAAAACCACCCUGUUCAGCAUUUUUUAUGACUUUCUAUCUUUUUCUGUACAUUUUCUAAAUCAACUUUGAUCCGUUUAUAUUUAAUUUAUACAUUUAAAAACAUGAAAUGAAUUAAGGCAUUCAUUUAUUUUUUUUUUAAAAUCAAGUAUUUAGCAUACUUCUCUGCUGAACAGCUCCUUCCCCAGUUGGUAUUAGAGCAACACAGUAGGAUAACUGAAAGAUCCAUCCAUUAUCUGUAGCCACUUAUCCUGUACAGGGUCUCGGGCAAACUGGAGCCUAUCCCAGCUGACUACGGGCGAAAGGCGGGGUACACCCUGGACAAGUCGCCAGAUCAUCACAGGGCUGACUCAUAGACACAAACAACCAUUCACACCUACGGUCAAUUUAGAGCCACCAAUUAGCCUAACCUGCAUGUCUUUGGACUGUAGAGGAAACCGGAGCACCCAGAGGAAACCCACGCGGACACGGGGAGAACAUGCAAACUCCACACAGAAAGGCUCCUGUCGGCCACUGGGCUUGAACCCAGAACCUUCUUGCUUGUGAGUUACACCGCACAAUUCCUGAGCAACUGUAGAGCUUGCCGUGUAUAACCGUGGCAUGCAUGAAACAUGUUCAAAAGGACCUAAGCUAGAUUACAAGAAAAAAGUCAAAGGGGCUUAAAUUUGAUGACGAAAUACAGGAUAUGCAACACUGGCAGCAAUCCAGUUAUGAGCCCUACUUACCGGUCACAGAGAAAUCAAAUCCAAUUACCACAGACAUUGAUAGAGCAAAUCCCAAAGAAAUAGUACAAAUGCUGCAAAAAUGUGAUGCAGAACUCUUUGAAAGAACAUCACAUGGAAAUCCUAUGUAUCAGACAUUGAACAGCUCAUCUGUGAUACAGACAAUAGUGGACGUGUCCAAGAGGGUUGAAGUGAUCCUUAAGACAUCCCUUAAUCGGUGGCUUGCUUCUCAUCAUCAAAAGCAAAUCUAUUGGUACAUCAUUGCUGGAGGUGACAAGUCCCUGCUGACAUCACAAGAAACUGUAGAGGAUGAUCCCUUGCUGGGAGCUCUUACACUGGAGAAGGCUUGUGCGGGAAAGAAGCACGUUCUCUUCUUUGGAAUAUCCUGUGGUUUGUCUGCACCAUUUGUUGCUGGCCAACUUGACUUUUGUCUCAGGAAUCUGGAGAGCUUUACUCCAGUGCUGAUUGGAUUUAACCCUGUUGACAUGGCACGGACUGAACCAAUUCAGAACUGUACAUUUCACUUCAAGGAGGUUGCAGAGAGAAUGAAUGAAAUGCAGAAACAGCAAAAGGCCUACGUGCUCAAUCCAACAGUAGGGCCAGAAGCAAUCAGUGGAUCUUCAAGAAUGAAAGGAGGAAGUGCCACAAAAAUCAUUUUAGAAACUAUCCUUUUGGCAGGCCACGAAGCUGCAUGCAAUAAGAAAGCAGUAACUCUCAAUGGUAUACUGAGCCAACUCAGUACGUUUGAGAAAGUUCAUCAACUCACUUACUCACAGACUAAUGAACUGGCAGCCCUGGUUCAAAAAGCAGCAAUAAGCCUCCAAAGGAAAGGACAUGUGUAUUACCUUGGAUGGCAGACUCUUGGCAUUAUCGGGAUUAUUGAUGCUUGUGAAUGCAUUCCGACAUUUGGAGCAGGCUUUGAUGAUAUCAGAGGCUUUGUUAGCAAUGGCUUCAGUGAAAUGAACAACAAAGAGGGAGAUCUAUCAUCUCUAGGACCACAUUUCAUUAUUGACCACAAGGAUUUUGUGGACACCAUUUUACCCAAUCUUAGUGACGAUGAUACAGUGAUAUUUCUCUAUAGCGAAAAUGAUGACAUGAAUGAGGUUUCAUUAUUGGCCAAGAGUGUGAGACAGCGCAUAUCAAACCUUCAUGCAAUUGCCCAUGAGCUUAAGGGACUCAGUGAUCCUGAAAUAAUGAAAAACCAGUUUAUGACAGUCUUGACAAUUAAGUGGCCCUCAUCAUUGUAUAAGGACAACCCUGUCCUAAUGAAACAGUACUGGGAGCUUUCCACUAAGUGGUGCCUCAAUGCGAUCAGCACAGGGGCUCAUGUGAUUAUUGGAAAAGUGUACAUGAAUUUCAUGAUAGACCUCAGAGUAACUAACACAAAACUCUACAGAAGAGCCAUUCACAUACUACAGAGGUUGACGGGCAGCACCCGGGAACAGUGUGAGACAGCUCUGUUAAGAGCUCUCUAUGACGUAGAAGAGCUGAGUGACGAGAUGAGCUCCACUGAUGUCAUACGACACACACUGGUGGCUAAUGAAAGGGGCAGUGUUGUUCCCCUUGCAUUGGUGAUGCUACAGUCUAGAUGCACCAUCGCUGAGGCCAAGUCCUACACUGAUGCUUAUUCUGUGAUUCGGGAUGCAGUGGCUGCCUGCCAGAGGUUGCUUUAAUAUAGGAGCACUUAAGACUGCAGCAACCUGCUUCUCAAUUCCCAACUGGUUCCUAAAGGGAUUUAUUGAUAUUUCAACUUUGUUAAGUGAGAUUACAUGCUAUGUGGUGACAUUAAAAUCGAGUUUAAUACUAAAAAGAAAAUUACAUCCAUUGAAAAACUAACCUUAUUGACCAUUUCGAAGAGGAAUGCCAUCCUGGUUGUUUCUUUUCUCUUAAUGUAUAGGACAUACAACAGGAAUCAACAACACCAAUUUGUUCCUUUUACCAUUUAUUUCCUGAUAUUGAUUUGUUUAAUCUCUCUUUGCUGAUUCACAAAAUAUGUUGGCUGUAUCUAGCUGUGUCUAGCACUGUGACCUUGACUAUGAAAAUCAAUAAAGAAACAUCCAUCCAUUAUCUGUAGCCAGUUAUCCUGUUCUACAGGGUCGCAGGCAAGCUGGAGCCUAUCCCAGCUGACUACGGGCGAAAGGCGGGGUACACCCUGGACAAGUCGCCAGAUCAUCACAGGGCUGACACAUAGACACAGACAACCAUUCACACUCACAUUCACACCUACGGUCAAUUUAGAGCCACCAAUUAGCCUAACCUGCAUGUCUUUGGACUGUGGGGGAAACCGGAGCACCCGGAGGAAACCCACGCGGACACAGGGAGAACAUGCAAACUCUACACGGAAAGGCCCUCGCCGGCCGCUGGACUCAAACCCAGGACUUUCUUGGUGUGAGGCGACAGUGCUAACCACUACACCACCGUGCCGCCCCCAAUAAAGAAACAAUUACAAAGAAAAGAAAAGACCUAGACAAACAAAUGAGCAUGUUCAUUAAGUAGUAAAAAAUAAAUAGUAAAUUAUGGAAUAAUUGUGACAUUUGUGUUUUGUAUAAUUAAUUGAUUCAUUUAAAAGCUAUUAAAUAUAAUUGUCAAUGGAAAA
This is a messenger RNA of Neoarius graeffei (lesser salmon catfish), 3485 nucleotides long. RefSeq names its product glucokinase (hexokinase 4) regulator (gene gckr). The transcript has 19 exons. The record is from RefSeq and is a predicted model, not a curated record. NCBI's taxonomy places the organism in Eukaryota, Metazoa, Chordata, Actinopteri, Siluriformes, Ariidae. Gene Ontology annotation, molecular function: enzyme inhibitor activity; enzyme binding; fructose-6-phosphate binding. Bases 853 to 2562 code for a protein of 569 amino acids. Gene Ontology annotation, cellular component: nucleoplasm; mitochondrion; cytosol. Gene Ontology annotation, biological process: response to fructose; negative regulation of glucokinase activity; carbohydrate derivative metabolic process.